Molecule: messenger RNA, 1226 nt
Organism: Physella acuta
Lineage: Eukaryota; Metazoa; Mollusca; Gastropoda; Physidae
Product: serine protease 27
Biological process (GO): proteolysis
Molecular function (GO): serine-type endopeptidase activity
Source: RefSeq, a predicted model, not a curated record
AUGACCACCAGACUAGUCACCUUGACCGUGUACGCACUCCUGGUGUGUACCAAUGUACACGCCUUGACCAAGGUGGAGACGGCCAGGUCCAUCGACGACCUCCGGUACGUCCUGGGCUCCAACUACAAGUUGUUUGUGGCAUCUUACUGGCGCUUUUUGAUCUCCUCUUGUGACGUGCUAGGGGAUAAAAUGUUGGAGGACCUUUCCAACGGAUACUUACAGAAAUAUUGUCUAUUUGUAAACAAAUGUCCAGAGCUGUACAUAACCCAGUCUUGCCUCAUCACCACCGUCGCUUUCUCUAUUCGAGUCAUGUGUUGUCCAGAGAGAACCUGCAGUAACGGUGUUGUGCCGGUGGUCUCCAGGAUAUACGGGGGUAACACCACAAGAAGGGGGGAGUUCCCCUGGCUCGCCAUGCUCUGGGCCGAAGGGAAGUUACCAUGCAGCGGCAUCAUUCUAGACCAGAUGCAUGUCCUGACCGCUGCUCACUGUCUUUACACCGACCCAGAAAAAUUCGAAGUUUUGGUGGGUAAACACAAAAGUACCCAUGACGUCACAGAAGUCGGUGCGCAGAGUUAUCGUAUCAAAUCCUUUAAAAAACACCCGGACUACAGGGAAACACGCUCGGGUAACGAUAUAGCGAUGAUAACCCUAGAGUCGCCACUCCAAUGGUCCGAGUACGUGAACUUUGCCUGUUUACCUCGACCUCAAGACAAGGCAGAGGCCAGGUGUACGGUCGCUGGUUGGGGCUACAUUAACUCAGCCGACCAGAGCCCGGAAGUGCUGAUGAAGACGGAACUGGAUGUCUACAACUCGACCCAGUGCCUGAAGAUCUUUAACCAGACGGCCCAGCCGCCUGGGAUCCUGUCUACCAUCUUGAACGACGGUACCAUUUGUGCGGCAAAUGGAACCUCUGGAGGGAAGGAUGCCUGUAAUGGUGAUUCCGGUGGGCCCCUCAUGUGUCUUCAAAGUUCGGUAAAUGGACCAGCCUACUUUGUUUACGGUAUCGUCUCCAAUGCCUACAGAUGCGCCAAGGCUGGCGAGCCCGGGAUAUACACCAACGUGCCGUACUAUUUAGACUGGAUAAGUCAAAACUUGAACUGAUGGACCGAAACAAAACUUUAAAGACCAGUCGACAAGGAUUACUCAAAGCAAAAUGUUUUUAAUCGCUCAAUGUGCACAAGAAAUGUAAUUCAGGGACUUGAUUUCUACUAAAUAUUGGGGGUACC